UAAUUAAAUUAUUUUUAGUGGCUAUUUACGAAAUUUCCUAGUAAAUAAAUACCAUUUUGGGCCAAUAAACUAACAUGGGUUUUGAAUAUGGGCUUUAAGUAAAGCUAGCCCAAUAUUUGUUAUAUCAGCUUCACGUAGAGGAAGUCGUCGGCGGCUCGCUUUACCGACUCCGGCGACGGCGGAAAACCUUAUCCGACGGCAAAAAUGGGUAAGAAACCGUCGAGGAAGAAUGGAGUUGGUAAAGCAUCUGGUUCAAUUACAUUGCGAGAAGAAUCAGGUGUGAAGAAGAAACAAACUCUUGUUAAUGCGAAAUCGAUGCUGAAAUUGGAGCAUAUAAAGGAUAUUGCUAACUGGACUAGUGGAGAAGGUUCCAUACCUUCACUUGCUGCGUUUUUUGGGCAGAGAUUAGCUGUAUCAGCUGAGUCUUUGGGUGUUUCACCUGACCCUUCAUUAUUAACCUGUCAAAGGUGUGAAUCUAUCCUUCAGGCUGGCUACAAUAGUACAGCACGGAUUGAGAAGAACAAAAGAAAGGCACGAAAGAAACGCAAAACAUCAGGUAUUCCCUCGAAGAACUCAGUUGUAUAUGAGUGUCAUUUCUGCUCACAUCGAAAUCUAAAGAGAGGAAACUCAAGAGGCUAUAUGAAUAGCCUAUAUCCUGCCAAACCAAAAACUUUAACAGUUGACCCUGCUACAUCAGCAACCCGAAAGGUAAAAGUUGAUCCUACUGAAUCAACAAUGCAAAGAUCUGAACAUUUGGGCACGUUAGUGGCUAGUAUCGAUAAGACAAAAGUUGAUCCUACUGAAUCAGCAACCCGAGAAUCUGAACAGUUGGAUACGUUAGUGGCUAGUAUUGAUAAGGCAGGAGUUGAUCCUACUGGAUCUGCAAUGCAAAAGUCUGAACAUUUGGAUACGUUAGUGGCUAGUAUCGAUAAGACAAGAGUUGACACUACUGAAUCAGCAACCCAAAAAUCUGAACAGUUCGAUGCUUUUGGGGGCAGUACCACGGAUGCAACAGUUUCAUCUGAGCUAGUUGGAGAUGAUCCUAUGGCUGGUCCUGCAACUCCAUUGUCAACAGUUUCUGUUACUUCUUUGUUGGAUUCAAAGAAGAGGAAAAGAAAUCGAACAGGGUCCAAGAAGAAAGGUGAAACCCAGGAUGGUUCAUCAAUGACAGAUGUUGAGAAGACUGUCUCAACAUCCAGUAAGAGAAAGAAGAAGUCUUGGACUAGUUUGAAGGAAAUUGCUGAAAGUCAGAGUAACAAUACUAGGAAGUUCUCCAAUAUAUCUGUUCCAUUUACUCUUUGAUUCUGAGAAUUGAGUUGUUGCCCGUUGAGCUCAUAAUUGUGCGUUCCGAUCAAAUUCGGAUCGCGUACUGCAAGGUCUAUUCAGAGUGGCACCCCUAACAUAAUUUUAAAUAUGGUCUUUAGUCAUAGAUAAUGAGGAAUUUCAUUAUGUGUGCCCAUAAAAGGUUAAAUUUUGUUAAAGAUUUUUUUUUUUUAAA
Solanum lycopersicum (tomato) is the source of this 1498-nucleotide messenger RNA. RefSeq lists its product as uncharacterized. Lineage: Eukaryota; Viridiplantae; Streptophyta; Magnoliopsida; Solanales; Solanaceae. The record is from RefSeq and is a predicted model, not a curated record. Gene Ontology annotation, biological process: RNA processing.